Molecule: messenger RNA, 4247 nt
Organism: Cheilinus undulatus (humphead wrasse)
Lineage: Eukaryota; Metazoa; Chordata; Actinopteri; Labriformes; Labridae
Gene: efna5b
Product: ephrin-A5b
Exons: 5
Coding region: 1031-1723 (230 amino acids)
Biological process (GO): ephrin receptor signaling pathway; regulation of actin cytoskeleton organization; axon guidance
Cellular component (GO): plasma membrane; external side of plasma membrane
Molecular function (GO): ephrin receptor binding
Source: RefSeq, a predicted model, not a curated record
AGCUGCCUGCCUGCCUUUGCUCUCACCUUCCUGCGCGUCCCGGGCGUCUUAAAAUCCCCAAACAUAAGAAAGGAGGAAGACUACACAGCACGCGCAUGAGAGAGGGGAGUGCGAGCUUUUUUUCAUGCCUGCACGUCGCACCACGAUGGCUUAUAUAUGAGGAGGACAGUUUGGGAUGCGGACAUAAACAAGCGUCUCCACGGAGAGAAGCGCAUGAGAAAACACAACGCUGUCCGUCCUCUCUUCCACACCGAGAAGGACUCCUCCCCACCUCGGCCGUGACACCUCCGGUAAAUCACCGAGGAAGGAUAACAGCCUCUUUUUUUUUUGAACGCUGGAGACACCCACAGCGAGCAAGACAUUACGAUUCAUCUGCCACUGCUUGCCUGCCUGUAUGGCUUUAAAAAGUUGCCUGGAGAACAUGGACAUCUGACGUGCGCCACACGCCGUCAUUGGACACAUUGAGCCUCUCUCUCUUUUUCUCCAUCACGUCUUGGACUGCUUAAUCCUCGUGCGCUUUGGCUUUGGAGUAAGAAGAAGUGUUGAGCAGUUGUCAUUUGCCCUGACACAGGCUACAUCCAGUAGCUCCCUGCAUUGAGGGGAACACAACCUCUCCACUGAAGACACUGCCUGUUGUGCUGCGCAUUUCUCUCUGAGCUCACUGUUUGUGCUUUAGUGGGAGAGAUAUUUUGUCAGCCCACCACGGAUUUGUCAGAGCUGACCUCCUGUGCGAAUAAAGCCCAUGAUUCAUCUGGACCCUCGACCUGCACGAGAGAGAAAACACAGUGACGCGUUGGUUUUGUAACUUGAUUUUUUUUUUUCCUGCAACCUGUCAUCUCCAGUCCCACCGUGAAUGGUCACACUGCCUUCUCCAUGUUGUGCGCAUUUGUAUUUGUUCCACAAACUGCGCCAGAAACACACGGCCACAUGUGAAUGAGACUCAUCACCUGUCCCGGUUGAAGCGCCCCCUGAAAAUCUGCCUGACUGACCGACACUGAAGAGGAAUACGUGCCGAACUUUUGCUGUAGUGAUGCUGCAAAUGGAAAUGGUCCUCUUCGUCUGCUUCAUGCUGUUGAUGUGUGUAUUAAGCCAGGAGCCCAGUUCCAAAGUGGUGGCCGACCGCUACGCCGUCUUCUGGAACCGGACCAACACCAAGUUCCACCGUGGGGACUACCACAUUGACGUGUGCAUAAACGACUACCUGGAUGUCUACUGUCCUCACUACGAAGACACAGUGCCUGAGGAGCGGACGGAGCGCUACGUCCUCUACAUGGUCAACUAUGAUGGCUACAGCUCAUGUGACCACACCUCUAAGGGUUUCAAACGCUGGGAGUGUAACAGGCCGCACUCCCCGAACGGACCACUCAAGUUCUCGGAGAAGUUCCAACUCUUCACUCCCUUCUCCCUGGGCUUCGAGUUCAGACCGGGCAGAGAAUACUACUACAUCUCCUCCACCAUCGCUGAGAACGGGAGGAAAACAUGCCUGAAGCUCAAAGUUUUCGUCCGACCAUCAAACAGCUGUGUGAAAACUAUAGGCGUACAUGACCGCGUUUUUGAUGUAAACGACAAAGUAGACAAUACAUUAGAACCAAGAGACGAUACCAGCCAUGAACCGGCUGAGCCCUCCCGGAGCGAUGAAACAAACGCUGCACCACACCAGCAGAAAACAAGUCCACUCCUGGUUUCAUUGCUGGUCUGCCUACCAGCACUCUUCACUUUAUAGCGCCUCCCUCUGUCCUGGAGGGCAUUUACACCUAGUGUGGCCUGAAUCUGCCCGAGGCUGGCUGCAGGGAAGAGGCGGGAGUUCUGGUUGGAGCGUGUUUUUUUCUCGCUUGAUUGGGCAUCAGAGCAGGCUUCUCAAGGAACCCUCGAUUUUUCCCAGAAAUCUAUUUAAGUGUUCUUUCUCCGUCUGAGUGAAACAAAGUUGAUGUUGGGAGUGGGAGAGACAGUUCCGCCUCUUUAACCUUCAACUAAGAUGCCAAAUUCCCCCUUUUUUGACACUUAGUGAUUCUUAAUUUCCCGUGACUUUUUUGUGACAUCCCUUUACAUUGUUGUUUAUGUCAUUACAGCACUGAUGUUUACCCACAUACACAUGCACACAUGCUUACAGAGACAAAUACACAAACCGUCAUUAGCAGUAGGCUUUUUUUUACAGACUUGUAGACAGUAGCAGCAUUACAAGGUAGGAAAGUGAAGAUCGUAGGAGUUAGAAAAGACUGUACAUAAAUAAGUAAAUAAUCCCGAGACCUCUCCAGAAGCCUUUCAGAGCAUAUUUUCUGCUGGGUCAUAUGAGGCAUAUCUUUGCGCCUCUGUUUUGCUUGGAGGAGCUGAAAAAAGCUACAAGAUGAAUACAUAGAAAGAGAAAUGGUUUUAAGCAGAGCACUGAGAAGUACAAACAUAGCAUGCACCUUAGCCCCCUGAUCUUCAGCCUAUGAAAAUGGUGCCCUAUUUCUCUUGAAUAUGAAGUGUAUUUAGAAGGAUAAGCUACUUUGUCGAGUUCUUGAGUUUAACACCCGUGAACAAGGAGGCAACUUUUUCCUGUCCUCUUCCAAGUUGAGCAUGUCAGCCUGCUCAAAACACCUUGCAAAGAUUCAUUCUGACCCACAGAACAGCUAAAUUUAAAAUUUUCUCCCGACACUCUGUGGACUGCUAUUAAGAUUGAGAAUCGAUAGCUUUUGAAAUUAGAUCACACGAUUUCCUGGCAUCUGCCACGGUCAUUUUAUGCUAUGUUUACUGAGCCAGGCAGCGGUCGUUCUCUGUGUUCCAUCUGGAUUCUUGUCCAUGUAUAAAACUCUCUCUUAAACAUCUGCAUGCACAGAUUUUUUUCCUCUAGAAACGACUGUUAAAAAAUAAUCCAUUCUAAAUUGGACAUUUUCUUCAUCACUGAAUCGUUAAGUCAGUAGUGUCACCAAAUGUUUUCUUUCAAUUUGCAGACACUGAAAACUUUGUAUUUGUGCAUCUCUGGAUUCCACAAAACAAAGGUCAUGCUCAAAGCUCCUGUGGGGAGGUUUUAGCUGGUUAUUAAAAAGGAUGAAAUUUAUACUGAUUCCUCUUUAUAGCUUAGAAAAGCAAAUGAGACCAUCUGUGACAUGAUUGAUUAUUUCUACAUAGUAAUUUUUAGGGCCAUAAACCACUGCUGUAGGGUAUGUGUCAGACAAAGUGAGUCAGAGCAUGCUGGAAAAACAGCCCUUUUUGUUUCACAUUUUCCAUGGCAAAGAGUCAAAGCUGGCGAUACAUUUAACUGUUUAAAGAAAGCAGGAUUAAAUUUCACUUAGAAAGUUCAAACUUAAAGCAACAAUAUGUAACUUUUCCACCAUAAAAGUGAAGUUUUAAAGUAAAUCUAAUGGUACAAUCUCUGUCAACACUGAGCAUGGAAUAUAUAUUCCAUUUCCACAGAGAGCCCUGGUCAUCUGCUUUCAGCACGAUGCAACUUUGACAGCAGAUUGUUGUGUUCUUGCCAGGAGUUAGACUUUACAGGAUUGGUUCACACUCCUGCUUAGAGCUACAAAGAAGCCAGUUUUACAGCAUUGAUUCACACUCUGGCUUUAGGCCAAAAGGAAGCCAGUUAGAAAUGAGACUGUACGGCACUGGUUCACACACCUGCCUAGGUCUAAAAGGAAGCCAGUUAGGAGUUAGACUUUACAGGAUUGGUGCACACACCAACUUAACAUACAAUGUACACAAUAGCUGAGACUACAAGAUAAAACAGCAUAGUGGUGAAUGAAAACAAAAAAAGAGAGGAACUGAGACAAACUGUGUAGGAAGAUAGUCAACAAGCAACACCUGGAUGGUAGAUGUUACCAGAUUGUAACAUAAUGUUAUUUGUAACCUUUUUAAAAUUAUUUAUUUAACUUACAGGGACGAUGCAAAUCAAUCGACAUUUCUGUAAAUAUGCCAGAGUUAGCCAAAAGGCUAGUUUCUAUUUGCAAUCUUAUUUUUAGAAGCUUUACCAGGUGCAGAAAGUCAUCCAACUCAAAAUUUUGCCUCAGGAUAGGACACAAAUAAUUAAAUAAAUCCAUCUUACACAGAAAAAAAAAUAAAAAAUCUUUCUUUGCUGCCUUUAUCAGUUUGGGACCUUACAUUUCAAUUUCAACAAGCAUUAACUUAAUUUAAUUUGCAAAUAAAGCCUUGUAGCGCCACAUUAUGUAAUAAUGUAAUAAAUUUUCAAUUCAUUAUGUAAUAACGCCGCAUUUUGUAAGCCACUAAGCAGUUAGGGUUAGGGCAAGGUAGUAGGGUAUACCCUGGAG